UCUCCGUAUAAUCUAAAAUCAUGGGACCUGUGUUGUUCUUGCUGAUUUUGCUCUCUCUCUUAAACAGCCUUUCUCUCUCUGCCCCGUAUUCCUCCGACUGGGAAAGCUUCCAUCAAUACACUAUAGACUAUUCUAAACCUUAUAUCAACGACACAGACCAUCUCAUUUAUCGUUUCAAAGUAUUUCAGGAGAGUCUCCUCAGACACAAAAGGCUGAAUGAGUAUGAGUCUCAAAAUGGUGGACAUGCUACGUACGGGGUUAAUAAAUUCUCUGAUUUGACACCUGAAGAAUUUGCAAAUACUUAUCUUUUAUAUCGUCCAUCUGCUCCUCCGCUAAAUGACAAGAUAUCAACUAGUUUUAUUGCUGAAUCACCUUCAGUUGUAGCAGAUCCAGUUACAUUUGAUUGGAGAGACAAGAACGUCCUUACUUCAAUAAAGAACCAACAGAAGUGUGGAAGCUGCUGGGCAUUCAGUGUAGUAGAAGUGCUAGAGAGCAGACUAGCAAUACAAACGGGUCAGUCUCCGGUUUCACUGAGCGUGCAGGAGGUAAUAUCCUGUGAAUAUUAUCCCGACCAGGAGCUUAAUGGUUGUUCUGGAGGUGCUCUUUACUACGCUUUUAAAAGACUACAUGAUGAGGGUAGGGUGAUAGUAUCAGACAGUGUAUAUCCAUUCGCCAGCAGUGAUGGGAACACUAAGACUUGCAGACAGAAUUUGCCACAGCAAGGUGUAGUGCUAAAGGAAUACAAUUAUACUUCUGACAUCGAUGAGAAUGUAAUGGUACAAUAUGUAUUGAGGAAUGGUCCCACUUCUAAUUCAGUGAAUGCUGCAAUGUGGCAGGAUUAUUCCAGUGGUAUAAUACAACACCAUUGUACUUCAACACCACUAGAUCAUGCUAUCCAAGUGAUUGGAUAUAAUCUUGAUAACAAUCCUGUACCUUAUUGGAUAGUUCGUAAUACCUGGGGCUCAGACUGGGGCGAAGGAGGUUACGUGAGGCUCAAAUUUGGGGAAAAUACCUGUGGUUUAGCUGCUGAGGUGGUUACUGUGUGGAACGUCACGUCAGUGUGACAGUCAUGUGACUCAUAAUUUUAAAACCAUUUUGUAAUGUUUUUAAUGCAAGCAAUAAUAUUUUUUACAGCUAAUA
Molecule: messenger RNA, 1140 nt
Organism: Amphimedon queenslandica
Lineage: Eukaryota; Metazoa; Porifera; Demospongiae; Haplosclerida; Niphatidae
Product: cathepsin O-like
Exons: 12
Coding region: 21-1064 (347 amino acids)
Biological process (GO): proteolysis
Molecular function (GO): cysteine-type peptidase activity
Source: RefSeq, a predicted model, not a curated record